Molecule: messenger RNA, 426 nt
Organism: Cutaneotrichosporon cavernicola
Lineage: Eukaryota; Fungi; Basidiomycota; Tremellomycetes; Trichosporonales; Trichosporonaceae
Exons: 1
Coding region: 1-426 (141 amino acids)
Source: RefSeq, a predicted model, not a curated record
AUGCGCCCACCCGUCCUCCGCUCCCUCUCUCUCCCCCUCCACCCGCGCCCAACGCGCACCACCACCCGCGCACUCGUCACCUCGACCCCGCACCGCUCGAAAGACCGUCCAAACCCCGACGCGCCCAUCAAGGACGAGGGCCCAGUAGACCCCGCCGCGCGGGGCGUCAACGAGAUGCGGCGGCAGUGGGGCGGUCUGAUUGAUGGUGCGGAAAAGGAUCUCGCCGACGAGGCGGCGGCGAGUCGCGGUCGUCCUGUUAAGAAGGAGGUUAAGGAGGGCAAGGAGGGCAAGGAGGGGCUCAAGGCCAACCAUGAGCCUACGGUCGAUCCCGCUUCCCGUGGAGUUAACGAGAUGCACCGGCAGUGGGGGGAGUUGGUUGACGACAAGAAGAAGAAGUGUAUGUUUGCGUUGGUUGGGUGGGUCUAA